UCUGUUGCAGUGAUGUCACAAAGAUACUUGGCCAGGCAUCAUCCCAUUGGCUGAGCUUACAGUUAACUGGCUAGGUGGGCUGGAAUUUGUUCCAGUUUGAAUUCAGUUGGUGUUUGGCUGCUGCUGCUGUCCUCUUGCCUGGAUUUACUUUUACAAUUUAUCUGCUAUCAGAGGAAAUUCGGGGAGCCUUUUCACAUAUUACCAGGAUUGUUGUAUCCUACAAGCAUUGGCAUCCAGAUUAUCCCAUGGAUCCGGAAACACUCUUGCAGUGCCCCUAUGACAAGAACCACCAGAUCAGAGCCUCCAGGUUCCCUUAUCAUUUGGUGAAAUGCAAAAAGAACAACCAAAAGAUUGCCAAACAACUAGCAACGUGCCCCUACAAUGCCCGUCACAGAAUUCCUAAGGACGAGUUCAACUUUCACAUUGAAAUCUGCGAAAGUAAAAUUUCCCUUGAAGUGAAUAAAGCUGCCGUAAAGAAUGGAAGCAAAGAAAAGACAGCCUCGAAAUGCCCCUCUCCACAGGAAGACUGGGAAGAUGAUGCUGACAAAACUCCUACCCGUCCUUUUGUAUUUGGUGCCAGCAUUUCAGAGAAUGGCAUCUAGAAUCCAGACCUUUUUUUCCCAAUGGUUCCUCUGAAGAUCAUACAAAAAAGGACCAUACAAAGUUAUUUUAAAAUAACCGCAAUACAUAUUCUUUAAAACUAUUAACUAAACUAAACUAUUUGUUUAAACUAUUAACUUUUUUCUACGUAUGUAUAUAAUAAAAGUGUAUAUAUGUG
This is a messenger RNA of Anolis carolinensis (green anole), 778 nucleotides long. RefSeq names its product gametocyte-specific factor 1. The record is from RefSeq and is a predicted model, not a curated record. NCBI's taxonomy places the organism in Eukaryota, Metazoa, Chordata, Lepidosauria, Squamata, Anolidae. The transcript has 7 exons. The coding region runs from base 246 to 602 and encodes 118 amino acids.